Messenger RNA from Botrytis cinerea B05.10, 1214 nucleotides. RefSeq lists its product as hypothetical. The transcript has 2 exons. NCBI's taxonomy places the organism in Eukaryota, Fungi, Ascomycota, Leotiomycetes, Helotiales, Sclerotiniaceae. Bases 30 to 860 code for a protein of 276 amino acids. The record is from RefSeq and is a predicted model, not a curated record.
GGAGCACCCUUUCGUUUUUGAAGACGGCGAUGUUCGAGCCAAAGCCAAGCACGGUGGACAAACAACCACUUUCAAAUUAUCUUCACAUGCGCUUUGCUUCGCCAGCCCAGUUCAGAAGAAAUUCGUCUUUCCUCCAUUUCCUCUCCUUUCCUCACUUCGAAAUGAAGAAGAGCAUAUACUACAAUAUGAUGAAAAGUCUAGCACUGCGACUAAACAUUGGCAAUGAUGGAAGGUUCUUGUUGAUGGAUGUGCCAGCUAUCAGCGUACAUGUCCCCUUAAACGGCAAACCCUCCCCGCUGGAUCUGGCAGGGAGUCCAUUACCUCUUGAAAUCACAGAUACAAUCAUUCGCUUGCGUAAGGAUAUGAUUCACUGCCUGAUAAAAUUUACGGCAAACUUCAUGGAAGAACUUUUGAACAGCAAUAUGCGCAGUCCAUGCAAAGAGUUAUGCCCGUUGGCCAUGUAUGGGCUUAUGACUAAACGUCUAAGGGAACGCAAUCUGUGGCCUCUACCAGGAACAAAGAACUACAGUUUGACUCCUUUCCAGGUGUAUAAAUCAAUCAAUCGUGUUCUACAAUGGAGUUUCGUUGCACACAGACCCAUGGCAAAGCUCCAUACUGGCAGCUGUUUCUUCACGGAUGAUUCGAAGGAGGAAGUCUUGCUUAAAUCCAGGCACACAAUUCGCAAAUGCGAUGUUCAAUGGAAUGAAGGAGAAACUGGCGGAAACUGGUUCCAAGACUUUAUGCAUUGCGCGGCAGAAGAUAUUGGUAACUCUGACUGUCCUAAGGAUCCUAUUUUAGGAGGAGCUCAGAAUAAAUUUAUGAUGGAAAUGUUGGAGCUAUGCUCGAUAAAAUUAUCUUGAUGAUUCAUCACGAUGUAGUUUAUUUUACUUUGCUUUGCAUUUCAUAUCCUCCUCAAUCACUAGUCAAAACGCCGGCUCUGUUACUCUCAUGCUCUGAGUGGUUGGCCGGCUGGCUCGCUUUUGAUUUCUUAUUAAUGGUUUCUAAGGAUUUCGAAAUGCAUUUGCUAGGGAAUUCGGAUUCAAGUAUCGCGAAGAAAUAAUUUCAUACGAAUCAAUGGGUGAUAGGAAACAUACAUGGCGCUUCUAGCAUAUAAGAGCAUGAGGAAGUCGAAUCUAGGUUAUAGGGGAAUCAUGAGGUUCAAACUAGCUUCUGAUGCAUCUAUGAUAUUCGUACACUUCAAAUAGAAAAAGUUU